AUGGCGCUCAGUUACACCGAUCUGAUGCAAUUGAUAUGGACCCUUUGGGCUGUAUCAUUCCUCUGCACAACCCUUAGGGGCUUUCUGCGAUGGAAGUCUCAACACCGACUCUUCGCAGACGACUACUUCGUCUUCUUCGGCUUGUUCUCCUUGACUGCCCUUUCCGCAGUUAUCACAUGUCUGCUACCGCAGUUCUUCCUUGCGCAAGAAUACUCAAAAGCGGCUAUAUUGGAUCCGCUCACGCCAUUGCCGCUACCGCCGGAUGAAUUCAUCGAGAGGACGCGUACGUCACUCAAGUUCAUGUUCAGCCAGAUGCUGUUGUUUUGGACUACACUGUGGGCUGCCAAGUUCUCCAUCCUGUUCUUCUUCAGACGUCUGGUAAUAGGACUGCCAGUAUACAUGCGCGCAUGGUGGGCGUCCUUUGUACUAGUCCUCCUCUUGUAUCUCGCAUGCAUCGCCUCCAACUUCCUAACCUGCCGACCCCUAUCCAAGUACUGGAGCGCAACCGGAUGCAGCGACCCCGAAGACCUCAUCCGAGCCGACGCAUCCAUCUAG
Messenger RNA from Alternaria metachromatica, 555 nucleotides. RefSeq lists its product as uncharacterized. NCBI's taxonomy places the organism in Eukaryota, Fungi, Ascomycota, Dothideomycetes, Pleosporales, Pleosporaceae. The coding region runs from base 1 to 555 and encodes 184 amino acids. The transcript has 4 exons. The record is from RefSeq and is a predicted model, not a curated record.